AUGUCGAAGAAGCACAAAGUACUCGUCAUCGGAAAUCCAGACGGCCUUGUCGAGCCAGACCGUUGGGGGAAGUUCGUUACUCAGUAUGAUGUGACUCUAUACGACUUCAAAUCGCAAGACGAGUUUCAUGAGUCUUUGAAGUCCGGUCCAUGCUCUGAAAUCUCGGGCAUCGUCCGUCUCGGGCUGAGAACCCCUCCGGCGGCCGCGAAAGUUGGACAGGGCUGGACGAGGCUGGCCAUGAAUCACUUCCCCUCUACUCUAAGAGUCAUCGUCAACUUUGGGCAUGGAUUUGAGGAAGAGGAUAUCGAGGGUCUCAACAGCCGGGGCAUCAAGUUUUACAACUCUUGUGGGGGCAGCGAGUCCACCGCCACCAUCGGCACCUAUCUCACUAUUGCGGCCUUCCGCAACUUGAGUCGGUAUGAGAGGAUGUUACGGUCCGGACAGUUUCUUCCCGCCUUGAGAGAGUCUUUGAAUUCCGCGAUGGACGUACAGAACAAACAUGUCGGGAUUAUUGGAAUGGGUGCUAUUGGGCAGGCUCUGGCGAUGCAAGUGGCAGCACUCGGGAUGCACAUCCAUGCCGUCGAUAGACCCAGUCUCCGCGCCAUGAUCGAAGAUCCGACAAAGUGGCCAGGCCAACCAGAGAUUCAAGUUCAUGCCACGAUAGACCUGCUAAUCCCUCAGGUCGACUGCAUUGUCUUAACAUGCCCUUACUCGACCGAGACACACCACCUUCUUUCACGGGAACGCUUUCGGAAUAUGAAGAAAGGCGUCAGGAUUGUCAACAUCGCUCGCGGGAAAUGCAUCGACGAGGAGGCUCUAUGCGAAGCCAUCGAUGAGGGCAUCGUCGGAGGGGUUGGUCUCGAUGUCUAUGAGAAUGAGCCGCGAAUUUCUGCAAAGUUGCUGGAGAAGCAAGACUUUGUCACGCUUCUUCCUCAUGUCGGGGGAUUGACGGUUGACGCGAUGGCGAAACAUGCUCAGAUCUGCCUCGACAAAAUGGAUAAAUACCUGUCUCAGGGCGAAUAA
Messenger RNA from Clonostachys solani, 1023 nucleotides. NCBI's taxonomy places the organism in Eukaryota, Fungi, Ascomycota, Sordariomycetes, Hypocreales, Bionectriaceae. The record is from the annotation of a GenBank genome assembly.